This is a messenger RNA of Elgaria multicarinata webbii, 954 nucleotides long. Its product is annotated as zinc finger protein 567-like. The coding region runs from base 1 to 954 and encodes 317 amino acids. Lineage: Eukaryota; Metazoa; Chordata; Lepidosauria; Squamata; Anguidae. Gene Ontology annotation, molecular function: RNA polymerase II cis-regulatory region sequence-specific DNA binding; DNA-binding transcription repressor activity, RNA polymerase II-specific. The transcript is spliced from 2 exons. Gene Ontology annotation, cellular component: nucleoplasm. The record is from RefSeq and is a predicted model, not a curated record. Gene Ontology annotation, biological process: regulation of transcription by RNA polymerase II.
AUGGUUUCAAAACCAUAUAAAUGUCUGCAGUGUCCAAAGAGCUUCAAUCAGAAGAUAUAUCUCAUUUGUCAUCAAAGAACUCACACAGGGGAAAAGCCACAUCAUUGUUUGGCGUGUGGAAAGAGAUUCAGUAAAAAGAAAUAUCUAACUAAACAUCAAAAAAUUCACACAGGGCAGAAACCAUAUCAUUGUUUGGAUUGUGGAAAGAGUUUCAGUCAGAAGAUUAAUCUUACUUUCCAUCAAAGAACUCACACGGGGGAGAAACCAUAUCAUUGUUUGGAGUGUGGAAAGAACUUCAGUUUGAAGAAAUAUCUAACUAAUCAUCAAAGAACUCACACAGGGGAAAAACCGUAUCAUUGUUUGGCGUGCGGAAAGAGCUUUAAUCAGAAGAUAAGUCUGACUUCCCAUCAAAGAACUCACACAGGCGAAAAACCAUAUCAUUGUUUGGAGUGUGGAAAGAGCUUCAGUAAAAAGAAAUAUCUAACUAAUCAUCAAAGAACUCACACAGUGGAGAAACCAUAUUGCUUGGAGUCUGAAAUGAGCUUUAGCCAGAAGAAAGAUCUUGCUUCUCAUCAAAGAACUCACACAGAGGAAAAACUAUAUCAUUGUUUGGAGUGUGAAAAGAGCUUCAGUCUGAAGAAAUAUCUAACUAAUCAUCAAAGAACUCACACAGGCGAGAAACCGUAUCAUUGUUUGGAGUGUGGAAAGAGCUUCAGUCUGAAGAGAUACCUAACUAGUCAUCAAAGAACUCACACAGGGGAGAAACCAUAUCAUUGUUUGGAGUGUAGAAAGAAUUUCAGUCAGAAGAUACAUUUGACUUGGCAUCAAAGAACUCAUACGGGGGCGAAACCAUAUACUUGUUUGGAGUGUGGAAAGAGCUUCACUAAGAAGAAAUAUCUAACUAGUCAUCAAAUAACUCAUACAAAGAACUCACCGUGUGGUGAAAACAUAUAA